CUCGGCGCCACCGUUCUAGUACAAGUUUUCCUUCCUCUUCCCCAAAAAUAACGAAAGAAAAUAGUUUCCCCUUCCGCGACCCAAUCCCGGCCUCGGCGCCGUCGUCCUCCCACCGCCAAGUCCCAAAACCAAGCAGCAAAGAGCAGCACGCUGGUUCGCGGCAAAAGCAAUCCAAGAUGUGCGGCCGGGCCAGGUGUACCCUCAGUCCGGCGCAGGCCGCCAGGGCUUUCGGUUUCCCAAGCACCACUACCGCCGGGGGAGCGGGCGGCGGCGGCGGAGAAGACGCUCCCGCGGUGCCGACGCUCCAGAUGGAUAGGUUUCGGCCGUCGUAUAACGUGUCGCCCGGGGCGUACCUCCCGGUUGGGGCCGUGCGUGCGCGUGCGCGGGGCAACGACGGAGAUGGAGGAGGAGGCGCGGAGGAGCACGUGCCAGUUAUCCAGUGCAUGAAGUGGGGGCUUGUACCCAGCUUCACAGGCAAGAACGAGAAACUCGACCAUUUCAGGAUGUUCAAUGCUAGAUCAGAGUCUAUAAAGGAAAAGGCUUCAUUUCGGCGACUUAUCCCGAAGAAUAGGUGUCUUGUUGCAGUAGAAGGGUUCUUUGAGUGGAAAAAGGAUGGAUCAAAAAAGCAACCAUAUUACAUUUAUUUCCAAGAUCAGAGGCCUCUUGUUUUUGCUGCUCUGUUUGACACAUGGAAAAAUUCAGAAGGAGAAAGCCUUCACACAUUUACCAUUUUGACUACUCGUUCAUCAACUUCAUUGGGAUGGCUUCAUGAUAGAAUGCCUGUGAUCUUGGGUGAUAAAUACUCUGUUAAUGCUUGGUUGCACAAUUCAUCUCUGAAGCUUGAAGAAAUUACUGUACCAUAUGAAGGAGCUGAUCUAGUUUGGUAUCCAGUGACAACUGCAAUGGGCAAACCUUCUUUUAAUGGCCCCGAGUGCAUCGAAGAGGUACAAAUAAGGCCUAGCGGAAGGCCUAUUUCAGAAUUCUUCAUGAAGAAAUCAGCUGCACAUGGGCAAUCAGUGAAGCCUGAUAAGACUUCACCAGAGGUUGCAGAAACACAAGCAUCCAGAACUGCAAAAGAGGACUGCGAACUGGGAGAAAAUCAACUAGACAAAGCAGACAAACAGCAGCCUGCAGAGAAGGAGUGUUCUAGUGCAGUUAAGGAUGAAUCUGUUACUUUGGAACCACAAACUUUUUAUACUACUCAUAACAUUAAGAGAGAAGAUGUUCUGGAAUUAAACCAGAAACAAGAUACUUCCGGAAUCAAGAGGAAGAUCCAGGACACUGAAGUCAAAGCAGAGACGAAGACAGAGAACGCUGGUAGAUCGACCGUUGGUCCUGUUAAAAGGAAAGAAAAAGGCCCAAAAACUGCUUCAGAUGGACAAGCGUCACUGCUAUCCUUUUUCGCAAAGAAGUAGCUUCCCAGGUGUUUUAGUUUUCUGCAUUUUGCUGUCAGUUAAAGAAUAACAGAGCACAUCUAGUACUAGUAAUCUUUGCUACCGCUAUACUUAUUCGCAAAGAAUCCCCAGGUGUUUUAGUUUUCUGCAUUUUGCCGUCAGUUAGGAAUAACAUAGGAUAUCUAGUUACUGGGAAGUGCUAAAGUAUGCCAUGUCCCUUGGGUGUGUUAAUUUUCUGCCUUUUUCCAUCUAUUUAAGUACUAUAACGGAGCUUAUCUGGUAGUAGUUGCCAUUGUUA
Lolium rigidum is the source of this 1692-nucleotide messenger RNA. RefSeq names its product abasic site processing protein HMCES. Gene Ontology annotation, biological process: DNA damage response. The coding region runs from base 177 to 1415 and encodes 412 amino acids. The record is from RefSeq and is a predicted model, not a curated record. Gene Ontology annotation, molecular function: single-stranded DNA binding. NCBI's taxonomy places the organism in Eukaryota, Viridiplantae, Streptophyta, Magnoliopsida, Poales, Poaceae. The transcript has 8 exons.